Molecule: messenger RNA, 3074 nt
Organism: Galdieria sulphuraria
Lineage: Eukaryota; Rhodophyta; Bangiophyceae; Galdieriales; Galdieriaceae
Product: poly(A) binding / translation initiation factor
Exons: 2
Coding region: 691-3045 (784 amino acids)
Cellular component (GO): cytosol; nucleus; ribonucleoprotein complex
Molecular function (GO): mRNA 3'-UTR binding; poly(A) binding; poly(U) RNA binding
Source: RefSeq, a predicted model, not a curated record
UUAUUCUGUUGAAGCUGGUUGUAAUUGAGGGGACCUAGUUUUUGCGAGACGAUAUGUGGAGAAUGGAUGCCGCAGUACUAUUUUGUACAGUUUGUUUUGCUUUUAGAAAAGAGUCAGUAAAAGACGCGCCACUGUAUGAAAGGUAGGGUUUUUCAACGUUUUACUUGGAAAGCUGUGGUUGUUUCCUACUGGCUUGGUACUUGAGAGGGAAACGUGAAUACAAAACCUUUGACGUCCAACCGAUCAAUUCGUACAAAGAGAAAAACCUAGACUGUUUUGUAACCUCCUUUGUAACUCAUAAGUACAAGGAAGGCCCAGAUAGGGAAACGUUGAGCUAUAAGUUUCGGUCCACAGUGAUAACACCAAAAACUCAUACUAUAUCGUUACCUUUUCUAGAACAACCUUGUUACCCUAACAAAUUCAUUUAUUAAUCACAAACUAUUUUGACUGCUCUAUAUAAGACAUCCUUCGUGUACCCAGUCAACUCCAACAACAAGGCUUGACUUUCUUCAUGAAAUGGGCCAUUUUUCAUUUAUCAAUUUACAAAUUGCUUCACGUCGGCCAUUUUUUGUGGUGUUGUGGUGACAGAGUGUUUGAGUGUGUGGAGACAUUUCCUUCUUGUUAAAAGUUGUCUUGUUUAAGAACUCAAGUUAAUUGGUUUUUUAGUAACAACUGGAAUAGGGAAUAGAAAUGAGUGACCGUGAAGUGUCCGUAAUGGGUCAAAAUUUCCAAACCAACCAGACAAGAGACCAAACCCUUGCCCCCUCCGCAACUUCAAAGACAAGUCCUCCGACACAAACUGUCAACAAGUCUCAAGAAGCAGCUUCCGGCACACCAAACAAAGAACCGGAUACAAACAAAGUUGCUGCUGCGACGCGAAACAUUGGAACAGAAACUAACGCACCAUCCGUCUCGUCGGCUACCAUCUAUGUGGGAGACUUACACCCCGAAGUAAACGAGGCCAACCUAUUCGAAGUAUUCUCAGCUAUUGGACCAGUAGCUUCUGUUAGAGUCUGUAGAGAUAUAGUUACAAGGAGAUCCCUGGGUUACGCUUAUGUAAACUUUCAUAGCAUGGACGACGCAGAAAGAGCUUUAGAAACGAUGAAUUUUUAUGCUUGUCCCCAAACUAGAGAUAAACCAAUGAGACUCAUGUGGAAGAAUAGAGACCCUACCAUACGCAAGUCGGGAGCAGGAAAUGUUUUCAUCAAGAAUCUAGACAAGGCCAUAGACAAUAAGACUCUAUUCGAUACCUUCUCCGUAUUCGGGAAUAUCUUGUCCUGUAAAGUAGCAACAGAUGAUGAAGGAAACUCUCUUGGGUACGGUUUUGUUCACUUUGAGAAUCCAGAAGAUGCAGAAACUGCGAUCAACAAAGUAAACGGAAUGCUGCUUAAUGAUAAACAGGUCUACGUGGGUUAUUUCAAAAGCAGACAAGAAAGAGAGGCUAGUGAAGAAACUCAUAUAUUUACUAAUGUUUACACCAAGAACUUGAUUCCCUCCAUGUGUACUGAGGAGAAAAUUCGAGAACUUUUUUCUCUAUAUGGAGAAAUCACUUCAGUAUACGUUCCUGUAGAUGAAAAUGAGGUACCUAAGGGAUUCGCAUUUGUAAACUUUGCGAAACCGGAAUGUGCAGCCAAGGCAGUUGAAGAAUUGAACGGAAGAGAUUUCGAGGGAAAAAGUUUGUAUGUAGGAAGGGCGCAGAAAAAGGCUGAAAGAGAGGCUGAGUUAAGAAGAAAGGCUGAAAACAAGCGGGCAGAAAUCCUGAAAAAGUAUCAAGGUGUUAAUUUAUAUGUCAGAAACCUUCCAGAUGAUAUGGAUGAAGAAGGAUUGCGGAAAGAGUUUUCAAACUUCGGUACAUUGACUUCAUGCCGAGUAAUGCGAGAUGACAAAGGAGUUUCUCGAGGAUUCGGUUUUGUUUGCUUUAGUACGCCUGAGGAAGCCACUAAAGCUGUGACUGAAAUGAACGGAAAGAUGAUGGGUAAAAAGCCCUUAUAUGUUUGUUUAGCGCAGAGGAAGGAAAUCAGACAAGCUCAGUUAGAAGCACAACGUAUCGCAGCUGCCGCAGGUGGUUUGAGAAUUCCAGGAGCAGUACCAGGUUCCCUAUAUCCUCAACCAGGAGCUCCAAUGUUCUAUCCACAGCCUGGUGUGCCUCCUCAAAUGCAACUUCAGACAAAUAUGAUGGGUAGAGGACAAGCUUCCUUCAUUAAUCCUCAGUAUUUGGCCAUGAUGGGUCGCGGAGCAGCAGCAGCAGCGGGUACAUCAUCCGGAGGAGCAGGAAUGGGUUCAGGGCCUGUCAAUCAAAACUUUAUUGGCAGAGGAACUCCAGUUAUGACUAGUCCUACUGGUGGAAGAGCGCCGUAUCCUUCAGCUUCUGGAGUGGGUACCAAUGCUGUUCCUCAAGUUGGAGCGUCGCCUCCUUAUAUGCCCUACUCCGUAUCUUCUAUGCCGCAAAAUCAGAGACAGAGAAAUUAUCAAGGAAGUGUAACAAAUCCAAAUUCAAUGUUGUCUCAGAAUGGAAUGCAAUCUACUUCAGGUAGAAUGCAGCCGAAUAAUUCGAUGAUGGGUCGUGGUGGAAGAGGAGGAGCGUCGGCACCUAAUGCCGCUGGAAUGACUCCAAACAAUAUGCCUAUGCAGUUGAAUGGGCAACAAUUCAAAUAUACUAUGAAUGCAAGAAAUGCAGCUCCGGUGAUGAAUCAGGAAAGAGUCAAUCCAGAGGAUAUGUCUCAAGAGCAACGGCAACAACAACAAGCGAGACAAGCAGAUAAUGCAACCUCUUCGGCUUCGUUGAUUGCUCUGUUGACUAAUGCCUCUCCGGAACAACAAAAGCAAAUUUUAGGAGAAAGACUAUAUCCUUUGAUUUAUGAACGGCAACCUGGUUUGGCAGGGAAAAUCACAGGCAUGUUAUUGGAAAUGGAUAAUUCAGAGGUGCUACAUUUGAUCGAAUCACCAGAUGCCCUGUCAGAAAAGAUAGAGGAAGCUUUGGCUGUGUUGCGAGCACAUGCGGAGCAACAAAAAGGUUCCACGCAAGCGGCUACGGGUACUACUUAAAAGCUAAACAUAAAAAGUUUAUAUCCUAU